Molecule: messenger RNA, 4383 nt
Organism: Aplysia californica (California sea hare)
Lineage: Eukaryota; Metazoa; Mollusca; Gastropoda; Aplysiida; Aplysiidae
Product: charged multivesicular body protein 3
Exons: 6
Coding region: 133-831 (232 amino acids)
Biological process (GO): late endosome to vacuole transport; protein transport; endosome transport via multivesicular body sorting pathway
Cellular component (GO): ESCRT III complex; multivesicular body
Source: RefSeq, a predicted model, not a curated record
GUUGACUAAUUUUAGGAGGCCUAAUAAGGAUCUUGCAUGAAAGUCGAAACCUGACUCAUUGUGUUCAGGGCACUAGAGUCUAGAUCUAUUUUUCUUCCAGAGCUAUAGGAACAGGAAGCUGGUAUCUUCGAGAUGGGACUUUUUGGGAAAACACAGCAAGCAUCACCAAAGGAAAUGGUUAACGAGUGGACCCACAAACUUAGAAAGGAAGGCAAUAACAUUGAGCGCCAGAUUCGAGGUAUCCAAAGGGAGGAGGAGAAGACGAAAAGAUUGUUGAAGGAGUCGGCUAAGAAAGGAGAAAAGGAUGCUUGCAGAAUCUUGGCCAAAGAAAUCAUCAAAGCAGAUAAGCAAGUCAACAAGCUGUAUGCGUCCAAAGCGCACUUGAACUCUGUUCAAAUGGGCAUGAAACAUCAAUUGGCAACUCUACGCAUUGCUGGAGCUCUGGCUAAGAGCACAGAGGUCAUGCAAAGCAUGCAACAGCUGAUCAAACUUCCUGAAAUUCAAGCAACAAUGAGGGAUAUGUCAAAAGAAAUGAUGAAAGCUGGAAUCAUUGAGGAGAUGUUAGAAGACACUAUGGAAACCCUGGAUGAUGAUGAGUUGGAUGAGGAGGCAGACGAGGAGGUUGACAAAGUCUUGUUUGAUCUCACUGCAGGAGAGCUCGGGAAAGCACCAGAGGCUGUGGAUGAAUCUCUUCCGGCGACAGAGCCAGAGGGCGCUAAGGCCGGCCCGUCUCGGAGUCGCGGGGCUGCUGCAGCUGUUGCUCUGGAGGACGAUGUAGAUGAUGAGGAUAUGGAUGACAUGAAAGCUCGCCUUGAGGCUCUUCGGAGCUGAUGAACAUCGGCAUUUGCCCUGACAUGGCUGAUCUCCUCACUAGGAAAAUCUUGUUGCUGUUGAAAACUUACAUUGUAAAUAAUUCUCGUCUCAUGGGGGAAGUGUUCUUUCUCGUAUAACAUUAUUAUUCAUCAUGUUCCUUUCAUCCCCACUCUCAUGUUUCUUUUCAUUACAUUAGUUUUGGGAAUUUUAUAACAUUUUGGGUUUUUUUAAAUGUAGGCUGCAUAUGUAUGACUAUUAUGAGUUUUUUACUACCUGUUGUUGUGAAUUGUUAACAAUUAAAUCUCUCAUUUAAAAAAAAAAAAUGAUAAUUGUUCUCAUUAGUUCCUUGUAAUUAUUGUGUGUUCGUCUGGUUUGCCUUUCCUUGUUACAUAAUGUAUAUGUAAUGGUAAGAGAAUAUUGUAAAACUUUGGUCUACAUCAGAGUUCUCUAAAGUUCUGACAAAAGCUUUUACCCAGAAAAACUUGUUUAAUCCUAAUUUGGUUGUGUUGGGAAAUGCUUCCUUUAUCUUAAAUUCUGACCACACAGCCCUUGCAUUUUAUUUUUGCUGCUCCUUCCCAUUUCCUGAAAACCUGCUCUAUGAGCUAGUUUGUGUUCCUAUGCUUCGUUUAUUGCAGAUUGGGGGUCAGGUUGCUAGUUUUGAAAUAAUCAGUAUUGAAAAGAGGCCUUCUUCAGCAGUAAAAACAAUGCUAUGUAAGGGAGACUGUGAGAUACUUUGGUCUACUUCUCUCAUAAUACAUCAAGGCCCAAAACUAUAGUUUUCUGCUGUGAAUACUGAUGUGUUGAAAUUGAUAUGUUUCUGCUGCAGGUGUGCAACAGCAUCAUGAAGAAAGCUUUCACACAGUGAUUAUUGAAUUUUUAUUUAUAUGCUAUCACUCAAGAGGAGGAGGGGAACGUGAACUAUUGAGAAAAAAAUAUUAGAAGACGAAAACUAGUUUUUUGAAAAGGGCUCAAAUCAAGGCGCCAGUAUUUAGAGAUUGUGCUUGGGAAAGGAGCCUGGUAUAAAGUUAUUUAUUUAAAUGCGCUCAGGGUACAGUACAUUGUAUUUGUACGUACUUUGUUUUAAGUUAAGAUUAUACUUAAUGUAUUAUCUUUUUUUUAAAAACUGGCUGUGACAUAAUAAUUGCAUUAUUAAUAUGUGGCUCCUCUGACUUGCACCACAAACUCAUGCCUAGAAAAGUACAACCUGCUAAAGAAAAGUAGUACAGUUGUAAAAACUACGGGUGAAAUAGAUUUUAUAUGAUAUCGCAGAUCUGGCACUGGCUGAUGAUGAUGAUGAUGGAGGUGUAAAAAUAAUUUUGAUAAUGACAAUUUCUUAAAGUAAUUGUGUUGUUGAUGACACAAUCAUUGCCUUUUAAGGUAAAAUUAGUAAGUACUUUUUGUAUGUCAAUGUACAAGGUGAAUGUUUUCUCUUCCUAAGUGUUAUUCAAAUAUAGAUAUAUCAGGGUUGCCUUGUGUAUUGUUCCUUUGGUAUUUGUCUUAUGUCAUGAGUAUUAGUAUUACAAAUAGUUAGGAUUAGACAUCCAAUUUAAAAAAAAAAUUGGACAUGAGUUGGUUGAUCUUUUUGUUCUUCCUGGUGCUGCUAUGACAAGCUGAUGCUCAUUAGUCUGAAAUAACUUUAUACCGAACCUCGCUAAAAGAAGCCAAACUCCUGACUACGGUUUUACUUCAAGGCAGAUGGAGACCAGGAUUGUGUUCAAGCAUCAAGUGAUGAAGUAAGAAAUGUCUCUUUGAGGUAUGGCAUCUUUCUGUGCUGUUUAUCCAAAUCAAAGUGGUUUUCGACAAAGUUGUCUUUGUUGGUGGUUAUAUAUUACUUUAUUUAGUAAUAAAUGAUAGCUAUUCUUUCUCCAGAGUCUUUCCUGUGUACCCUGUGGAGGAUAAGAGAUUUUGUAUUUUUGAGAUAAAAGAAAUAUCUUGCUGAGAUUCUCUUUCCUUUCUUCAGUUUUCUCUUUGAUAAGGUAUAACAAAUAUUCUGUCAACAGAAGGUUUCUCAUUGAAUUCAUCAAUUCUGUGAAGUCUAUAGAGAGCUGGCUUGGUCUUUAUUCACAAUUGUCCCUUCCUGAAACCUAUUCCCCUCUUAAAUAUUGUCUUGUAAUGAGUUGUUGAGUUGGAAUGAUAAACUUUUUUUUUUUAAUUGUAGAUGGCGACGCUUUUCCUCAUGGGCCAUAUUUGUGACAAGCUUGUAUCUUCACUUCCUCAUUAACAUUGUUAUGCUUUCAAAUUCUCACGAUCUCAUUAUAGUCAUUUUCUCUUGAAUAAAUAGUUGAAAUUAUGAGUCUGACUUUGAUCAAUGUAGGUAUGAUGAUAUAACUGUCGCAGACGUGUACUAUAUAAAGCCAAAUACUGUAGCAUCUGCCUGUGCUCUCAUUCCUGUGUGUUAAUUAAAUGUAUAGUUGAUUGAUCGUUUCAUUGUGUUUUGAAAUGUGGUGUUUCAAAUGCAAAAGAACAGUGCUAAGAUUGAAAGGAGUUAGAUACUGUCUCCUUUAACUUUAAGACAUCUAAAAUCUGUAUAUGUUGGUUCAAAUAUGUGGCAGUGUGUUACAGGACAUUUUUGUCGACCUUUUUCAGCCUUGACUUAAUAUCUGCACUGGUUAAUGCUGCUCUACAGAUUUUGUUUCCAAAUUGAAAUUUCGAACUUGUGGAACCAGGUUCAUACUCAAAGUCAGUUUAGUUGAUAUUGUGUAUGGUAGGCCAGCAACUUUUUUUUUAAAGCAGCAGUGAAGAGCUAUAACUGGAAAUAAUAAAGGAAAUGGUCACUAUUUAAUUACUUAUUUUGUUUGAAUAAGAUCUUUCUUUAAUGUGUUUGAAAUUUUAUUUGACUUUAACAAUUUUGCGUAUGAUGAACUUCUUUAUGUUAUACUUUGAAUACAGCAAAACAACAAACAUGUUUUGGGAAUUUCCUUGCUUUCUUUAUGGUGUAGCCUACCAUUCUUUGAACAUCAAAAGUGCAACACUUUCGAGUAAAAUAUUACUUGAGAUGUUUGUUGGCUGAUGAACUUCUCCAAAUACUAAGAUUCUUUUUGCUGUGUUUUUCUGCGUAGUAAUGAGAUCUAUCUUCCAGUUUAUUGUGUAACAAGCCUUAUGUUGUCAGUUGUUAGUAAGUCCUUGGCAGACUCAUAAGUGACAUUCUGUUUAGCAAUUUUUCUGCAUAUUAUUAGUAACUUUUGUAGUUUUCAGUUAUUUUUAAUAAAGCAAAAAGUUAUUUGUUGUUUUUUUAACUUGGUCAUGUGUAAAUACUAACCCCACAACUUGUAUCAUCACUGUCAUAAAAUUACUAAUGUCCAUUUGAUCCUACUUUCCAAACUUUUUGUUACUCAUUUUUCUUACUACAGUACAGUAACAGUAACAGUAUUCUCUAAUGUUUCAUGAACCUACCUACCUAAGAAUACUAAGAUCAUUUCUAUCUUCGUUUGUUUGUAGGUCGCGUAAUCUGGUGCAUGUAGUUGAUUUACUGAGGUGAUUAUGUAACACUAGCUUAUAAAACCCCUUUUUGCUGUAGAACAAACAUUAUUCCAACAAAUAUUUGUAAAUAAAAUUGAUUAAGACUAUGGU